Molecule: messenger RNA, 7076 nt
Organism: Cinara cedri
Lineage: Eukaryota; Metazoa; Arthropoda; Insecta; Hemiptera; Aphididae
Source: the annotation of a GenBank genome assembly
CUUAAUUCGUGAUUAUAAACUAUAACAAAAAUUUGCGGUUUAUUAAUUAAUAAUUAUGUAAUUUUUUUGAAUUAAACUAUUUUAUUCGAUACAAUAAUUUGUAUUUACCUACUCGAGUUGUAGGUUCUUAAGUACUUAAGUAAGUUUCGUGUUUGUAAGAUUAUAAGCAUUUUAUUCUUUGGGAGUAAGUUUCUUCAAAUAUGUAUACAGAAGACUAUGUAUUAGCGGUAAGUCAACUUUUUAAUUAUAAUAUUUUAAACUUCCUUUCCGUUAUGUCUUAUUUAUUUUGAAUUAUGUUAUUAUGAUAUUUUAGACCACAACAUUUUACAAUGAAGAGAAUGGCCUUGCAUUGGCGGUAAUUGUACUUUUAUACUUUUUACCCUUUAAUAUUAUAAUGAUCAACAAUAAAAUAUAUCUACUAUACUUUAAUUUUUACAGAAUUUCUUUUCAUUGAGAGAUAAUUCAUCAAAAGAUUGGAGCCAGAAAAAUACUAUUGAUGAUCUUCAAAAAAUUGCUGAAGAUAAUGAGCUUGAUUUUGAAGUUGAAAUAGUUGCACAUUUAAAGUAAUUAUUGGCGUAAAAGCAAUUUUAAGGCGUUGAAUUAAAAUAUAUAUGAAAAAUUGAACUUCUUUUUAGAAUUAUUAGAAGUUAUAUUUAGAAAUAUAAAAUUGGUUUUUAACUAAAUUUUUAAUACUCAAAAUGAUACAAUCAGUAUUUUUCAGAAAUUACCUACCUAUUAUUUUAAAAGUUAAAGUUAUUUAAAAACUAAAUGUUAUUAUUGUACAUAAUACAUAAUUUUAGGAAACAUUACUCUCGUAUAAACUACAUUAUUUAUUUUCCUGUUACCUACAGUAUUGAAUACAGAAAAUUUCUCUGGGAAGAGCUCACUUCUUUUUAUUUGUCAUUUUGUUGACAGAUUUAUUUGUCAAGGGGAGAUAAAUAAAAUUUCAGGAAGAAGUAUUUGUCCCCUUAAGUAUACCUUAAUUCAACACUUGUUACCUAGCUGACAUAAUUUUGCAUAAUAUAUUAGGGAUUAUUUUCAAUUAAAAAUUUGACAUGAGUUCAUGAAGCGACCAAAUGGCGGUGACUGAAGAUUAAGUAAGGCGAGGUUUAGGAUUUUACUUUGAACACUAUCUUCCUUAUAGCAAUAUUAGGUUAAAAAGUAGUCUUGUAAGUUAGGUCAGUGGUAUUUUCGAUGUUGAAGAAUGAUGCAUAGUUUUCAAAUCUUAAAUCACACAGUUUUAAACUUAACUAAUAUUGGUUAUAAAUUUUAAUAUAUAAUGGUAAAUAAAUUAUUAUAAAAUACUUAAUUACAGAUAUAAUAGUUAAGUAAUUAAUAUUUGUAUAAAACCCAUUUUUAUUGAAUUAAUCAAAGACAAAAAUUGUGUUAAAAGUUUUCAUCAUUAUUUCAUACUCAUUUAAUAAACAAAUGUCAACUAGUUUGCAUAAUGUAAAACAAAAGAUAAUUUAGAAAUAUACGUAAACGCUAUAUUUAUAAUUUUUUAAGUCUAUCAUAAAUUUAUCAAUGUUAACUUUAUAUAUAUAUAAAAAAUGUUUAUGUUAUUAAAUUUCUUCAGGAAAUAUUUUUUAUACAUCCCUUAGUGUCAGGCUUGUUAUAAGACUAUAAGGAGUAACUGCUUAUAGUUGUAUAGGAAUGUAUGUACUAUAGGUAGUAAACUAAAAUAUUUAUGAAAAGUAAAAAAGGCCUGUAAACAUUGAAAAAUGCAGUGGCUCUUGUGAAUUUAUUAGGUGGGUAGGUUUUUAAUGAUGCUUCUUCAGUUUUUGAAACCCACUGAGUCGCAUUUAAUGUAACUAAAAAUAUGUCAUAUUAAUAUUAUUUUAAAUUAUUUAAGUGUUCUCAAAGCAGUUAGCGAAAAAAAAUAUGACGAAGCUUUCAAAGGACAAUUGGCAAUUUUUCAAAACAUUGUGAAGUAUCUUCAGUCAUCUGAUAGUGAAAACUGGAUGGUGCCACUCGCUAAUACAGUGAGUAUAUUUUUAUUUUUAAAAAUAGAUAGUUUUAAAGUAAAAUGUUUUUUCUGUUAGGUUUGUGUAGAUCUCAGAUACCUUUUAAAUGCAUUUGAUACAUUAGACUCUUCUUCUAAGAAACAGAAAUUGGAAAAAUAUAAUGAUUUUCAAAAGAAAUAUAUUGAUUCAAUGAUGAUGUAUUUCCGUAUUUGUUCUGGUGACACGUAAGUUAUAUUUUUACUGAUUAUUAACCAUGACUGUUAAAAAUUCAAAUUAUUUUUAUUUUAUCUAUGUUAGACGAGCUCCAGCACGCCACUCCAAACGUUGGACAAUAAUGUUUAUUGUUAACCAAAUGUUGAAAGUGUAUCAUAAAAUUAAGAAAUUUCAUUUGACUACGGGUUUGACAAAAACUAUUUUAAUGUGCCCAGACAAGAAUAUAUUUCCAGUUGCUCAUGUGGUCACCUUUUACUAUUAUACUGGUUGCAAAGAGAUCUUUGAAGGCAAAUUUAAUGAUGGUAAGUUAUAUCAGAUAUCGUUUUCAUCAAAAAACCAUCCAAUAUUUAUUAUUAAAUUUGGUAAUUUAUGCUUGAUUUUUUUUUCUUAUCAAACUGCAUCUAUUCAAAGCUUAUGUUAUAAAUUGUGAUGGGCACUACCAAGUGAAAGCUAUUGACUAUUGACACUAUAUAUUUAGUUGAUAAAGUACUUGGUUGUUUUUAAUCUAUUGAUAGUCAAAAACACUAAGUUGUUUUGUAAACCAGUCGGUGCCAAUACUACCGAUAAAAAACUGUUGGACUAUUGAGUAGUUCAUUUUAUUGAUAAUAUAUAUUUAGUUCAAAAAAUACUCUUGUUGGUUUUAUACUAUCGAGUCAAAAACACUCUGUUGUUUUUUAAACUAUCAAUAGUAAAAUCUAGUCUGUGCUACUAUUGAAUGAAAACUAUCGAUUGACAAUUAAUAGUUAAAACUAGUCGGUUCCGCUCAUUACUAGUUAUAAAAUAUGUACUUCACAGAAUUUUGCAUUCAUAGGCUAAUUCUAAUUUUAUUUUUAUUUAAUCAGUAUCAUUAUAAAUCCCAUCAGAAUUGUUCUUAACAAAAUAUCUAUGCAGGAUCCUAUUUAUUUUUAACAUAAAUAUUCAUUAUAUUAUUCUAUCUAUUACAUAAAAUCGAACAACUUUCACAUAAUUGUAUCACAUUUCAACCUAAUCAUUGCCUUGUGUUUACAAAUAGUGCCUAUUGUGCAUGUAGUAUCUGAAUAAUAUUUAGCAUACACAUUAUUUAUUUAUAAUACCUGCCGUCAAACCAAUAUACUUGGAGCAAAAACCUGUUUUUAAUUAAGUUAAUUUUGUUAUUUUCUUAUAAAUUAACCGAGAAAUAAAUUUUUGGUAACCUAAUAAAACUGCUCAAUUUUAUUUGCUUUUCCAUAAUUUUAAAAUUAAAUUUAAAAAUACUCCAAGUAACCCAAGUAAGUUUUACGGUACCUAAUUGAAUUAUUUGUGGUUAUUACAGCUAGAGAAAAUUUGAUAAUAGCUUUUGAAAGAUGUUAUAGAAAGUCUAUUAAAAAUAAAAAAUUGAUCUUACAGAAACUUAUACCUUUAAACAUGCUACAAGUAAGUAAAUAUUCAUUCAUUGUAAAAUAUGAAAAGAAAAUUAUAAUAUUUUUUUUUAGGGGAUAAUGCCAUCUUUAAAUCUUCUUAAAAAGUAUGAUUUGGAUGUAUUUAUGGAUCUGACUACCUCUUUAAAAACAGGGAAUGUGAAACUAUUUAGAGAAUGUAUUGAUAAACACGAAGUGUGUUAUAUGAAGUGUGGAAUAUAUUUAGUGUUGCAAAAAUUAAUAAAUAUUGUUUAUAGAAAUCUUUUUAAGAAAUUGUAAGUAUUUUGAACACUAUCAAAAAGUUGUUCUUGUUGAUAUUAUUUACUUAUAAAUUAAUACAAAUUUUGGUAGUGAAUGAUUUUUAUAUAAGUACCUUAAAAAAUUGUUUUUAUAAAAAAAAUUACUUACAUGAACCAUUUUAGAUGCUUAUAAUAAGUUACUUAUAACAUGUUCGCCAAAAUGUAUUCUUUUUUAAAGAAAACAUAUUAAUUCAUAUGAGUAGAUAUAGAUUUUCAAAAAACUAGUUAUUCUAGAAUUUUUAUUUUUCUUUAAUGAAUUAGGUAUCUUAGAUAUCUUGAAAAUUCAAUAAGAAAUAAUUUGAAUUAUAAUAAUUAAAAAAAAAUAAUAUAAAAAUUCCUAAAACCUAUAUUGUAUUUUAAUUAGAUCAAUUAGAAUUAUUUUUAUUAAUUUUCCAGCUUUUUAAUUGCCAACAAUCACAUUAUACCUGUUGAAACUAUUGCGGCUUUAUUAAAAAAGUUUGAUGAUCCUGAAACAAGUUUUGAUAACGCACAAUCUUUAUUGGUGAACAUGAUUUAUAGAGGAACACUUCGUGGAUAUUUAUCGCAUGCCCAUAAGAAAGUCGUAUUGAGUAAAAAAGACCCAUUUCCUACAGGUAGACAUGUAUUUGAUAAAACUACCAGAUCAAUUAAUGAAAUAGGGCAUAAAUAAUUUAAUGUUUUUUUUAUUUUAUGACAAAUGUAUUAUUUUUCAAUAUUAUUAUAAAUAUAUUUUGUAUGAUCAAAAUUAUGGAUAUUUUUUUUUAAAAAAAUAAUUAAUACUGUUGUAACUGGAAAGUUAGGAAGGUAGGCUACAUAGUUAUUUAAUUUAUAUCUGUAAACAAUAAUAAACCAUUACAAAUGAAAUACGAUUCUGAGCAAAGUUCAAUUGUACAUGUUUUGAAAUGCUGUAAUAUUUAUGAUUUUCACUAAAAUUUGAUCUUAAAUUAAUUACAAAAAAACUACAUUAUGCUCAAUUUUUUUUUUACCACUAAGUACAUCUUAUAAUGAACCUCACUAUGAAUUUUCAAGCAUUCCUAUUAAGUCGAAACAUAAUAAAAACAUUAGCCUUAACUAUCCUCAAAUUCUAAUGCAAUAAUAAAUAUUUUAAAAGUGCUAUUGGGUGUGCCAUUAUUUUAGGCCGUGAAGAUAUAAAAAGUAAUAAAACAUAUAUCUGUGGACACCAAUAAACCAUUGGUAAUGAAAAAUGAUUCUAAGUAUUAUUAGUAAUUGUUAUUAAUAUAACUAUAUUUUUUCCCUUAUUUCCAAGGUAAUCAAGAAAUCAACGAAAAUUAUAUAAAAAAUUCCCAAAUUUUCCCGUUUAUUAAUGAAAAUUAAAAAAUAUCCUCCUCAGUGUUCCGAAAAAUAUUUUGAUAAGAGCAAGUUUAUUGGUAAUGGUAAUAAAUUUAUGAAUAUAUACAAAAAAAAAAAACAUUAAGAAUUAAAUUUUUUGUUUCACAGCCAAAAUAAAAGUACUGAAACUGUCUUGAUUUCUUCAACUGGUAUAUACUAUAUUAAAAUAUUGUUAAAUUAACGAUUAUCAUAUUCUCAUUAGAAAUUAAUUUAUAAUAAAUUGUUAUUUAUUGAUUUUAAGAUUAAUAAAGCAUAUAUUUAUAAAUUUAAAAUAUUUUAUUAAAACUGAUAAAUUAAACAAUGAAUUAUACAAUUUACCAGCAUUAAUAAAAAUAUAUUACGUACAAAUAUUUAUCUGAAUUUCGUCUUACAAUACUUAGCUAUCAUAAUACAAAACCGAAAUAAGCAAUAAAGAAUUAAUACAGUCAAAUUAACAUUUAAGUUAACAAAUAUUUAUUUAUAAAUACGUGGAAUGAUGAAGUACAUGUUUUUAGUAUUAUAAUACAUGCAAUAUAAGUUGAUUAAGUUGUUCUAGUUUAAAGUUUUUUUUGGAACCUAUUUAUAAAGUUAAUAGAACUUCCAAGAACAAUUGUUUACAAUAAACAAAAAAAAUUGAUCUGGAGUUCUUGAAUUAUGAACAGAAUUGAAUACAUUAUAUCAAAUUAUACACCACAAACAAUAUUAACAAAUACAAUUUUUAAGUAAACAUAUGUAAUUAAUAUAAUGUAGUAUUCUAUUCGAAAUUUAAUGUAUACAUGGUUUUGUGAUUUAAAAAAAAUACAAUUCAUUAUAAAACAAAUGAAAUAAUUUAUUUACUUAUCGAUCAUAAUUAAUAAUCAUACUUUCACUACUUGGUAGAUUUACUAAUCAUUCAACCUAUUAUACAGUAUAAAGGAAUUUCAAAUAAAAUAAAACUAUGAAAAAAAAAAAAAAACAAAUAUACACAUGAAACAUUUUAAAUUUGAUUUACUUAUCACCCAUUUUCACUUUGGAAGUUAUGUAAAUGCCAACAAUUAGACCAAAAAGACCAAUCGCACUUCCAAAAAUUUCUACUAUCAAAAUCUUGACAAAGAGAGAAGAAUUGGCAGCAUCUGCUAAUGCUGCACCAGAACCAACUACUCCAACAGCGAUACCGCAAAAUAAGUUCACCAAACCUACACUGAUGCCGGCAGCAAAAAUUAAAUAACCAGCCAUCCAAUUUUGCUCUCGAAUACUUUUAAGGGUAUCCACGUUGUCCGUGAACGAUUCCAAUUGACCGGACAUAACGAUUGCGGUGAUGAGUCCAUAAAUAGCCACUGCUUCACAGAAAAUGACGGAGAUGAGGUUCUUGGUCUUGAUACGAGGCGCUUUCACACCACCGCCGACAAUGCUCACGCCAGUUGUAUGUAUUCCCAAAGCGGCUCCGACAACGGACAGUGCAACUGCAAGCGAUAUACCUAACACGGCCCACAUGUAGGGCGACGUGUUAGCUAAAAACCAACCGAUACUGAUUUGUUCACCUUUGCCGGCCAAAAGGUAGAACAAAACAACGGACCAGAAUACCGUGCAUGUCGUUCCGAAGAAGGUGUAACCUAAUAUUGCUCUCAACCUCAUUUUCGUUAUUUAUUAAUUUGAACGGGUUUUAACAGAAAAUUGACGUAUAACUUGAACACGAUCGAUUCACAUUAAAAAUAAAAAUAUAAUAUCGCCAAAGGACUCCGCCCAAAAUACUGUUUAGAUCACGGCUUUAGAGAAACUACUGUAAUCAGUUUUAAACUUCAAAACAUAUGGUUUUUAAUCUACCAACUGGUGUUUAAAUGUUCUUUGGUUUAGAUCACGAACUACGAUACUAUCUAUUUUGGACAACUGGCAAAUGGAUGGUAGUGGUGCAGACGUGCAGUCGAUUAUUGAACGGG